UACUCAUGGUCACCAACUCAGCACUUCAAUGAAGAAAGAUACUCCCCUGCUCCUAGGAAUAUGAAAGGAUUAUCUGGGAGUCGAAAUCAACCACAGUUAUGUUCUGGUCAUACUUGUGGCUUGACACCCCCUGAAGAUUGUGAACAUACUCAUGACCACAUUCACCAUGGGCAGGAAACAAGGCAAUCCUACUUGCUCAGCCCAACUGACAGCUGCCCCAUGGACCACCAUCGUUGUUCACCCAGAAGUUCCAUUCAUUCCGAAUGUAUGAUGAUGCCCAUGAUGAUGGGUGAUCAUAUGUCUAGUAGCACUUUUCCCAGAAUGCAUUAUAGCUCACAUUACGAUACAAGAGACGAUUGUGCCAUGUCUCAUGCUAGCACUAAAAUUAAUCGAAUUCCAGCCAAUCUUUUGGAUCAAUUUGAGAAACAGCUCCCUCUCCACAGGGAUGGAUUCCAUACGUUACAAUACCAGAGGACUUCAACCGCCGCAGAACAGCGCAGUGAGAGCCCAGGGAGAAUACGACACCUUGUCCAUUCUGUCCAGAAGCUCUUCACCAAGUCUCAUUCUUUAGAAGGCUCUUCUAAGAGUAACAUCAAUGGGACCAAAGGUGACAGUAGAGUGGAUGAUCACCACCACAGCCAUCAUUCAAAACAUAGUAAAAGGAGUAAAAGUAAGGAGCGGAAACCAGAAAGCAAGCAUAAAUCUGGCAUGAGUAGUUGGUGGAGUUCUGAUGACAAUUUGGACAGUGAUAGCACCUACCGAACACCCAGUGUGGUUAAUAGGCACCAUGUAGAUCACAUCUCCCAUUGCUACCCUGAAACUCUCCAGGGCCCCUUUGGGGAUCUCUCAUUGAAGACUUCCAAAAGUAAUAAUGAUGUCAAGUGUUCUGCCUGUGAAGGCUUAGCUCUGACCCCCGAUACAAAGUACAUGAAAAGAAGUUCCUGGUCCACUCUUACAGUAAGCCAGGCAAAAGAAGCUUAUCGCAAGAGUUCCCUUAACUUAGAUAAGCCUUUGGUCCAUCAGGAAAUCAAGCCUUCCUUGAGGCCAUGCCAUUACCUUCAGGUACCUCAAGAUGAAUGGGGAGGGUACCCAACUGGUGGUAAAGAUGAGGAAAUACCCUGCAGGAGAAUGAGAAGUGGGAGUUACAUUAAAGCCAUGGGAGAUGAAGAGAGUGGAGAAUCGGACUCUAGCCCCAAAACAUCACCAAAGGUAGCAAUCCUACCAGAGCCCUUGUUAAAGUCCAUUGGACAGAGACCGCUUGGAGAUCACCAAACCCCAAGCUACCUGCAAGCUGCAAGUGAUGUGUCUGGUGGUCACAACCUGGAUCCCUCUGCCAACUAUAACUCCCCAAAAUUCCGCUCCAGGAACCAGAGUUACAUGAGAGCAGUCAGCACUCUGAGUCAGGCCAGCUGUGUGAGCCAGAUGAGUGAAGCCGAGAUCAAUGGGCAGUUUGAAUCAGUAUGUGAAUCCGUCUUUAGUGAAGUUGAAUCUCAGGCCAUGGAUGCCCUUGACCUCCCUGGAUGUUUCCGAACAAGGAGUCACAGUUACCUUCGGGCCAUUCAAGCUGGUUACUCCCAAGAUGACGAAUGUAUCCCUACAAUGACAACCUCCAACAUCACUUCAACCAUCAGGUCAACAGCAGCUGUACCAUAUACAAAUUACAAAAAAACACCCCCACCGGUACCUCCUCGGACCACCUCCAAGCCACUGAUUUCAGUGACAGCCCAGAGCAGUACUGAGUCAACCCAGGAUGCCUAUCACGACAGCCGGACUCAAAGGAUUUCCCCAUGGCCACAGGAUGGCCGAGGCCUCUACAACUCUACCGACAGUCUGGACAGUAACAAGGCCAUGAAUCUUGCCCUAGAAACUGCCGCAGCUCAGCGACAUGCCUCUGAAAGCCAGAGCAGCUCAACGCGGACCAGUGACAAGGCAAUUUUAGUGUCAAAAGCCGAAGAGUUCCUCAAGAGCCGCCGUUCCUCUAUAGGGAUUCAGGAUUCUGAAUUCCCAGAGCAUCAGCCAUACCCAAGGUCAGAUGUGGAAACAGCUACAGAUUCUGACACGGAGAGCCGAGGCCUACGGGAAUAUCACUCUGUUGGCGUGCAAGUAGAAGAUGAAAAGCGACAUGGACGUUUUAAACGUUCCAAUAGUGUAACCGCUGCUGUCCAAGCAGACUUAGAAUUAGAGGGCUUCCCAGGACACAUCACCAUGGAGGACAAAGGUCUCCAGUUUGGUUCAUCCUUCCAGCGACACUCAGAACCUAGCACUCCUACCCAGUAUGGAGCGGUAAGAACUGUACGGACACAGGGACUCUUCAGUUAUAGAGAAGAUUAUAGGACCCAAGUUGACACUUCAAACCUUCCCCCUCCUGACCCUUGGUUGGAGCCAUCCAUUGACACAGUAGAAACUGGAAGAAUGUCUCCAUGCCGCAGGGAUGGGUCAUGGUUCUUGAAACUUCUGCACACAGAGACAAAGAGAAUGGAAGGCUGGUGUAAAGAAAUGGAAAGAGAAGCAGAGGAAAAUGAUCUCUCAGAAGAAAUUCUUGGUAAAAUCAGGAGUGCUGUUGGGAGUGCCCAGCUUCUUAUGUCCCAGAAAUUCCAGCAGUUUUAUUGGCUUUGCCAGCAGAAUAUGGAUCCCAGUGCCAUGCCAAGGCCUACUUCUCAGGAUCUCGCAGGGUACUGGGACAUGUUGCAGCUCUCCAUUGAGGAUGUCAGCAUGAAGUUCGAUGAACUGCACCAGUUGAAGCUCAAUGACUGGAAGAUUAUAGAGUCACCUGAAAGAAAGGAAGAAAGAAAGGUCCCCCCUCCAAUACCAAAGAAGCCCCCAAAAGGGAAAUUUCCUAUUACAAGAGAAAAAUCCCUUGACCUGCCCGACAGACAACGUCAAGAAGCUCGCAGACGCCUCAUGGCUGCUAAGAGAGCAGCGUCCUUUCGACAGAAUUCUGCAACCGAGCGUGCUGACAGCAUUGAGAUCUAUAUCCCUGAGGCCCAGACCCGACUUUAA
Molecule: messenger RNA, 3000 nt
Organism: Orycteropus afer afer
Lineage: Eukaryota; Metazoa; Chordata; Mammalia; Tubulidentata; Orycteropodidae
Gene: DLGAP2
Product: DLG associated protein 2
Biological process (GO): signaling
Cellular component (GO): glutamatergic synapse; postsynaptic specialization
Molecular function (GO): molecular adaptor activity
Source: RefSeq, a predicted model, not a curated record